Messenger RNA from Silurus meridionalis, 2556 nucleotides. RefSeq names its product neurexophilin 2b (gene nxph2b). The coding region runs from base 325 to 1125 and encodes 266 amino acids. Lineage: Eukaryota; Metazoa; Chordata; Actinopteri; Siluriformes; Siluridae. Gene Ontology annotation, molecular function: signaling receptor binding. The record is from RefSeq and is a predicted model, not a curated record. The transcript is spliced from 3 exons.
UCGCUCCUGAUUGGACGCAAGCUAUCCAAAAUCUCCAUCCAAUCAGAAUUUGCGCGCGCGCUGCUGCUGCUGCUGGACGGCGGCGCGUCAACCUGCUCGCAGCAGCGGACUUCAAACGAGAGGAGCGCGUGCCCGAGCGGAGCGAGCAGGAGCUCUAAAUCUCUGGAAAGGAUUCUGAAGACCUCCUCCGCACUUGAGGUUUUUCUUUUGUGUUUUUUUUUUUUGGACGCUGCGAAUAGAAAUAAAGAAUAAUUCAACAUGCACGGAAUUGACCUUCUGAAGAACAAAUUAAUCAGUGGACCUGUUUUUUAAAGAACCACCUUCAUGUCCAAAGCCCUGAAGAUGAAGCAUCUUUCUGCACUGCUGCUCUUGUGCUUGCACGUGGUCAUAUGUGACGCAGAGCCCAGUGCAGCAGCUGGCCUGCUAGAAUGGAGGGAAAACCAUAGACAAGAAAAGAGCAUUUCUCAGCACGGUUCACGCUCGGAUCUCUUCAAACCCCUGUGGCUUUUCUCGCACCCGUCCUUAACCGGUGAAGCCCCUCAGCAGCUUGCAGUUCAAGACCUCUGGACCUGGCUGUUUAAUCGCACCGAGGAGAGCGAACAAAGUCUGGCCAGAGCCAAGCGGAGGCCCAUCGUCAAGACUGGUAAAUUCAAGAAGAUGUUUGGUUGGGGAGACUUCCAUUCCCAUAUAAAGACAGUCAAGCUGAACCUGCUCAUCACCGGAAAGAUCGUCGACCACGGCAACGGCACGUUCAGCGUCUACUUCCGGCACAACUCCACAGGCCUCGGCAACGUUUCGGUGAGCCUGGUGCCGCCUUCCAAGGUGGUCGACUUCGAGAUCGGCCAACAGGAAACUCUGGACGUCCCAAAAGACGACAAGUCGUUCAACUGCCGAGUGGAGUACGAGAAGACUGACCGGAGCAAGAGGACGUCCUUUUGCAGCCACGACGCAGGCAGGGUGUGCUUCCAGGAACAGACGCAGAGCCACGUCUCCUGGCUCUGCUCCAAGCCCUUUAAAGUCAUCUGCAUCUACAUUGACUUCUUCAGCGCUGACUACAAACUGCUGCAGAAAAUCUGUCCGGACUACAAUUACCACAGUGACACGCCUUACACUUCCAACGGGUAGACAUUAUUUCAAGACAGCCAUGCUCGGGGAGUUUCACAACCCCGGCUUUCCUGGUUACCUUUUUUCUUCCUUCUGACGAGCGAGUGGGCAGAAGUUCUGGAAGCAAGCCUUACCGGAGGUCCAAGAUUAUUUGAGGGGGGGAUAACCGUCACAACCCGUGUUUUUGCAUGUUCUGGUCAUUCGAUAACGUUGUAAUAGUAUUAAAUUGUACAUUUGAUCAUCAAACGGUGGACAUACACGUGCACACGCACCUUCUCACGCUUGUUCAUUUGCUCCGAAACCAUGAGAGAAGAUAAGAAACUAGAUCAUCACUCCUUUAACGCGUCCGCCGUGAACGCAAACGUUCUAUAAUCGUAGUGUACGUCGGGUAUCUUGAUUCAUUCUGUACAAUUCAUUCUGUAAAUUAAAAACGUGUGAUCCCCAAAUGAUUACAGAUGAACUGUUGAUUGGUAUAUUCUGAACCCAGGCCUGAGGGAUUAUUGUACGUAGGACGUCAAAAAUUGUAAUGCCAGAGAGAAGACGAAAGGCUGAAAUAGAAGUGUCCUGGUUUGACUAAUGGACAUUCAGGGUUCCUGUCUCAACAUUUUGACACACACGUAUAAAAAGGUUUAAUUGAUCCUGGGGUUUUUCGUUCUAUAUUAAUUCAUCACUCAUUAUUGAUUACAGAUUUCACAACAAUGCCAUUUUUCCCCUAUAGAACAUCGGAUUUUUUUUAUGUCAGCAGUUAUAGCGGUCUUAGUAACUGCCAAGUCAGCAAUUGUGUACAUACAUUUCAUUCCCCCCAGUCACUGUAGGCCAAUCAUACUGGAGAUUUAUUGUCCUGGUUAGAGUCAAACCACAAUCAAAUCCGAUCUGUUACAGAAGAAUAUUGAAGAUAUUCAGUCCAAUCCUGAGCUCUGCUUACCGUUUUCAUGGAUUUACCCCGUCCCUAUGAGUUUCCUCUGCCCCCCCCCAAAAAAAGUUAAGCCUUCGUGUGCUUUUUGUGUUUUAAUUUCAAAGCAAAUAAAUCAAAGUUCUUUAGAACCACAAUACAUUUUUCCAAACACAAAGAACUCUGCCAUUUUUUCGAGUAAGCAAAGCUGCUAAUCAUAGAAAAUAAACUCCAUACAACUAAAGUCAAAAAUAAGUCUUGUGUUGGAAAAAAAAAAAAACUUUUGUAAACAAUAUGAUAAACAAAUCUUCAUAUUUACCCAAUAGUGAAGGAGGUGCAAAAUAUCGACACGUUCAGUUCUGCUUUUGUGUAAUACUCAUAAUUACAUACUCAGAAAGAAUGCAUCACAUUUCACCAAGUAUUCUAAUGCAGAAUCUCAGGUAAUACUUACGCCCAUAUUUACUGAUGUUAAACACACUAGUAAACAUUUCGGAAAAACAACAUGGGCAACAUGGGGGGGGGUUCUUGCUUUAAAAAAAAAAAAAAAAAAAAAAAAAAGA